Coffea eugenioides is the source of this 1616-nucleotide messenger RNA. RefSeq lists its product as uncharacterized. The record is from RefSeq and is a predicted model, not a curated record. The transcript has 2 exons. The coding region runs from base 704 to 1405 and encodes 233 amino acids. Lineage: Eukaryota; Viridiplantae; Streptophyta; Magnoliopsida; Gentianales; Rubiaceae.
GUGCUUGGAGAGGAUAUUGGGGGCCAUGUCGAUAAUAGUACGGCGAUAAACACACACACAAAAAAAACCCAGAUAAACAAGCUCUGUUCCCCCUUUGGCUUGAGCAACGAGCAACAGGACUGCCAAGAAACAGAUAGAGAAAAAUCAUUCGACCUCGGUCCAAUAGUUGGGGAGAAUUCUUUCAAAUCCCGUCCGAUGUAUGUCAUAUAAGAGAAUGCACAGUGCAUUCGUCUUUGUCGAAGUAGGAGUAAAGAAAAAUGGAAAGAACCUGUUAACUAUUACCAAGAACUACGCUGCAGCGGGGUUACCCAAUUAGUACCCAUAAAACUAAAGAAAGAAAAAGGAGCUAUUUUGAGGAGUCUGGGCUGGAGUGGAGGGAUUUGCUGGUAUCUAAGUAGUCAAUUGUGGGUGGUGAAUAGCGAGUACAUACUAUAAUAUAUGAUUACUUUCCCGGCCGAGUAACCGACAUUUGCAGUUUGCGAGGGGCAGGUGUCGGUCGGUGCAGUGGGCAGUGAGGCUGCUGCGCCGAAAGCUGCGAACUACGUGGAAUCAAACUACAGCCCUCUUUUCCUUGAGAAUUAGUCCGUCCCUCUCUCAAUCUUCUGCUUCAAUACUAUACUACGCUCCAACAGCGAUAUCAAGAUAACAGAACCCAUUCUUCAAAAGCCUUCAAUUUUGCUAAAGGAUUUAGAAUUAGUUAGCUAUGGAGGAUGUCGUGGAUGAGAUUCAGAAUACAGUUUCCCCUGAUGAUAAGAGAAGCUCGUUAGUUGGUGAGCCGGCGGCUGGUAUAGGAGCAGAGCAAAGAGUUGAACAAGUAAGGGACGAGGCUGAAGAAAUACAAGGUGAAAAAGAGAGGCCGAUGGGUCUCAUUAACAACUCGAUUUCUACCAUAGGCUCUGUAACUGGAGGAGACGAUGAGGAGAAGAAUGGAUCAGGUGGGUUAUCUGGUGAAGAAAGGAAUAUAGAGGAAGAGAAAGAAUCAGGUGGGCCCAUAAAUCAUCUCAUCUCCAACUUGGUUUCACCCAUAUUGAGCCCCAGGGUGAGAGAGUUUAGCAACAAGAGGAAAGCUGAUGAGUUUGAAUCUGAAUCGAAACAAGAGGACAAAAGGGGUGAUGGAUUGCCUUCAAAAUCAGUGGAGGAAUUUGGUGGCAGCAGCGGUGGCGAUGGAGGGAUAUGCAAGGGUUUGAUUUCCAAUAUUUUCCAUCAAGACCAAGACCCAGGCGUCAUAGGAGGAGAAGAAAGGAAAGUUAAGGAUGUUAAUCAGGGUGCUGAGCAAGUGAAGUCAGAAAGAGGAGGUGGGCUCGCGGAAAGCCUAGUUUCAAGCUUGCCAACCCCUCUUGCAGAGGAUGCAGCCCCGGCUACGGAUGAGGCCUCCAUUCUCAUUCAUUCCAUUGUGCACGAAUAACUGGGGCAGCUGAAGUUUUUGGUCAUUUAACCUUCUUCCAAUUCAAAUGUCCCUCCUACUAAUGUACACGAUGAUGUCUCGUUUCUUGUUUUGAUGGUUUAGUGAAACUCUUUUGCCCAAAUUGUUCCUUAAUUUACUCAGUUUUGGCCAUACCCCAUCAUCGUCGAGCAAUAUUGCUGGGGUUCAUUAGGAAUGAUAAAUUCAACUUUGC